Messenger RNA from Laccaria bicolor S238N-H82, 1203 nucleotides. RefSeq lists its product as uncharacterized. The transcript has 6 exons. Lineage: Eukaryota; Fungi; Basidiomycota; Agaricomycetes; Agaricales; Hydnangiaceae. Gene Ontology annotation, cellular component: mediator complex; nucleus. Gene Ontology annotation, molecular function: RNA polymerase II CTD heptapeptide repeat kinase activity; cyclin-dependent protein serine/threonine kinase activity; ATP binding. The record is from RefSeq and is a predicted model, not a curated record. Bases 1 to 1203 code for a protein of 400 amino acids. Gene Ontology annotation, biological process: protein phosphorylation.
AUGUACUAUUAUCGCGGACGGAGGGAUGGAUUACACCGUGCUGUUUCCUCGAAAUACACCAUUCUAGGGUUCAUAUCGUCCGGGACAUACGGACGCGUGUAUAAAGCCCAAAGCUUGGAAGAAGACCAGAAGAUACACGCGAUCAAGAAAUUUAAACCAGACAAGGAGGGCGACGUGAUAACUUACACUGGCAUCAGUCAAAGCGCGAUCAGAGAGAUUGCGCUGAACAAGGAGAUCGACCACGAAAAUGUUGUGGCUCUCAAAGAGGUCAUCCUCGAGGACAAGUCCAUUUACAUGGUAUUCGAAUACGCGGAACAUGACUUUUUGCAAGUCAUACACCACCACUCCCAAACCCUCCGACAAACCAUCAGUACUCCAGUGCUAAAAUCCCUAGUAUAUCAACUUUUUAACGGCCUCUUAUACCUUCACUCCUGUCACAUCCUUCACCGCGAUCUCAAACCCGCCAACAUCCUCAUAACAUCCAGCGGAGUAGUCAAGAUUGGUGAUCUUGGUCUCGCUCGGCUCAUAUACCAGCCUCUGCAACCACUCUUCGCAGGAGACAAAGUGGUUGUGACCAUCUGGUACCGCGCUCCUGAAUUGCUCCUAGGAGCAAAACAUUACAACAAAGCCAUCGAUUGUUGGGCUGUAGGCUGCGUUAUGGCAGAACUGGCAAGCUUAAAGCCUAUUUUCAAAGGGGAAGAAGCGAAGCUGGAUUCAAAGAAAAACGUGCCUUUUCAACGCGAUCAGCUGUUGAAGAUCUUUGAGGUUGUAGGUACCCCAGAUGAGCAGGACUGGCCCGGUCUUGCAGAUAUGCCCGAGUACCAAAGCAUGAAACGUCUAGACCACUUCUCAAAUCGCCUAUCUGACUGGUGUCAAUCACGUAUCCGCUCCCAGCUGGGGUACGACCUACUCCGGCAGCUAUUCGCAUACGACCCAGACAACAGGCUCACAGCCCGCGAGGCCCUCCAACAUAAAUGGUUCCAAGAGGACCCCAAGCCAACCUGGAACGCGUUCCAAACCAACACUUCGCAUCAUGGGGGACACGGGCAUAUGGGAGGUCCGUUUGGUCAAUCGCAUUCCAAGCCUGGAAGUUCGGCGAGUUUUGCAAGCCUCAGUGGAGGUGGCCAUUACGGUGGUCAUGCUAGUGGUGGAGCUGGUAAUGGUACUCAUGGACCCAGUAGGAAGAAAGCUCGGCUGGGUUAG